CUUCUGUACAGUACGUACGCGUUAUUUGCAGGAGCAGGUAGUUGACAGGAGUUCCACCCAGUUCGCAUUUUCAUUUCAUCAGCAGAGUAGUGAGAUCUGUUAUCUGUCAGUGACAGACUGUCACAUCAAAACGAAAAUCGUUCGAUAGAGUUUCCAAAGCAAGUAGAGGUUCAGUGGCUCGAUCAUUAUGGGGCCGAAGGCUCUCAAGAGAAAGGCCCCAGAUACUAACGAGAUGCCUGCUGAUGCAAAAUUACCUGGACCUGAACAUGCAGGUGGUCCCAGUGCCAGUCCUCCUUCUGAGAUAACAAGUUUCCGGGGGGACUACAACUUCCUUAGCAACUUCUUUCAUUCCCCUAUUGUUUACGACGGUCUAGAAUUCCCCACUGUGGAGCAUGCCUUCCAGGCUGCCAAGUGCUUGGAUCAAGCCUCCAAGCUUAAACUUCUUAAUUGCAACAGCCCAACCAUUGCAAAGAGAGUUGGGCGAAAAGUUUCUCUCCGGCCAGACUGGGAAAGAGUCAAAAUGGACAUCAUGCAUGACAUUCUUGCCCUCAAAUUUGCACCUAAUAGCCAGUUAGGCAACUUGCUACUGGCCACUGGAAACGCUGAACUGAUUGAAGGGAACGCAUGGCAUGACAACGUCUGGGGCUCCUGUGUGUGUCCAAAGCACAAAAAUAGUCCAGGCCAAAACAAGUUGGGAAAAUUGAUAAUGGGUGUACGAGAUGAACUGCGGUCUGGUGAAAAACCUUCCUCAGCCAGUAAUGUUUGACAUUCCUGACAUUUUACUAAACUGAUUAAAUUUUCAUUAGCUAUUGCAUUAAAUUGCAUUGGCCAUUAAUUAUUUUUUUCAUCUGAGUUGUUAGAGACUGUUGAACCAAUGCCUUUAAUGUUUUUGUGUUUUGGAUUAAGUAAAAGUAUUUUAUAAUUGUAUGAGAUUGUACAUACAUAAUUUAUGUCGAUUGGCUGUUGUGUACUUUGAUACCUGUGAUUUUGUGUACUUUUGAUAAACCAGUUUACUCGAGUUUACUGAA
This is a messenger RNA of Thrips palmi, 1028 nucleotides long. Its product is annotated as riboflavin biosynthesis protein VVA0006-like. The coding region runs from base 188 to 766 and encodes 192 amino acids. The record is from RefSeq and is a predicted model, not a curated record. Lineage: Eukaryota; Metazoa; Arthropoda; Insecta; Thysanoptera; Thripidae. The transcript is spliced from 5 exons.